UCAGUUCAGUUCAAGUAUCAAUAAGCACACACACAAAAUUAAACCAUAACUCUCAAUAUUCUUAAUUUCUUAUAGAGCAUUUUCCACAUUACAUAGUCGGGAACAUACCUAGAAGUUAAAAAAUGGCAAGGGUUGUUGAAACUCUAUUCUUGGUUAUGUCAUGCAUCUUAUGCAGUGUUUUGUUAGGCUUUUCCGAUGCAGCUCCAACUUCUACAUACAAUGUGGUCAAGUUUGGGGCAAAACCGGAUGGAAAAACUGACUCCACUGAACCAUUCAUAAAGUCUUGGCAAUCAGCAUGUACUAGUCUCAAUCCUGCCACUAUUUUUGUGCCUAAAGGGAGGUACUUGCUGAAAAACACUAAUUUUCGAGGUCCAUGCAAGAGGAAGGUCACAUUCCUCAUAGCUGGGACUCUUGUGGCUUCUGAAGAUUACCAUGCACUAGGAAAUUCUGGAUUUUGGAUUUUGUUCAAUCAUGUGGAUAAUCUCGUUGUUUCUGGUGGGAGAUUGGAUGCUAAAGGGGCUGGUUUCUGGAAUUGCAGGAGAUCUGGAAAGAGUUGCCCCGUUGGAGCAAGGUCAAUGACAUUCAACUGGGUGAAUAACUUGGUGGUUAGUGGCAUAACUUCAAUCAACAGCCAGCUAAGUCACAUUGUGAUCAACGCUUGCAACAAUGUUCUUGUUAAAAAUGUGAGGCUUAUUGCACCAGACCAGAGCCCUAACACCGAUGGCAUUCAUGUUGAACGCUCAACUGGGGUUACCAUUAAUGGGUGUACCUUGCAAACUGGUGAUGACUGCAUAUCCAUUGGUGAUGCCACCUACAACAUCUUCAUGUCCCACAUAAAAUGUGGUCCUGGUCAUGGCGUAAGCAUUGGAAGUUUGGGGCAAAAACUGGACGAAAAAGGAGUAGAAAAUGUGACUCUGACGAAUGCCAUCUUCUCUGGCUCGGAUAAUGGGGUGAGGAUAAAGACAUGGGCCAGACCAAGCAACGGGUUCGUUAGGAAUGUUCUGUUCCAAAACAUUAUAAUGGACAAUGUUGAGAAUCCCAUCAUCAUAGAUCAGAACUACUGCCCCAACAAUCAAGGUUGUCCUGGCCAGACUUCAGGAAUUAAGAUCAGCCAAAUUACAUAUUUGAACAUAAAUGGAAGUUCAGCAACACCAGAGGCAGUAACAUUUGAUUGCAGCCCAAGUAAUCCAUGUCAAGGGAUCAAAUUGCAUGAUGUAAACCUAACCUACAAGAACAAAGCUGCAACGUCAUCAUGUAAGAACAUUGAUGGGACGAGCACCGGAACACUGGCGCCAGAAAGUUGUUUUUAAUAUAUAUAUAUAUAUAUAUAUAUAUAUAUAUAUAUAUAUAUAUAUAUAUAUAUUACGUACAUAUAAAUUUUUAUAUAGGUCUCUGUCUAUAUCCUAUUUUCUUCAAGAUGAAGCAGAAUCUGCCUCAGUGCGUUGCACCACAUGUUAUGCUAGUAUUGUUUAAUGGUUUACAUGAUUGCGUGUAAAGAUAAAUCCAACUAGUUCAAUCUUCUGUCUUUUAAAAUUUUAUGAGAAUACUCCAUGUUGUACAUAUAUUAUAAUGCAACAAAAUUUAUUUCUGCA
Messenger RNA from Glycine soja, 1592 nucleotides. RefSeq names its product polygalacturonase-like. Gene Ontology annotation, biological process: carbohydrate metabolic process. Bases 123 to 1310 code for a protein of 395 amino acids. The record is from RefSeq and is a predicted model, not a curated record. The transcript is spliced from 4 exons. Gene Ontology annotation, molecular function: polygalacturonase activity. Lineage: Eukaryota; Viridiplantae; Streptophyta; Magnoliopsida; Fabales; Fabaceae.